AUGUCUCGUGAAAAUUGGAGGAGAUAUUUUGACUUUUCUCCUUUCGAUAAAAAUCGAAUCAAUGGAUUAUGUAGAUUAUGCAACCGAAAUUAUAAAGAUCAAAAUGGAAUAUAUAGUAAUUUUUCAAAACAUUUAAAACGAGUACAUCCAGUUGAAUAUGAUCAGGUUUUCGCUCGUGAAUAUGAAUGUUUAACGGAAGAACAAAAUGUUUUUGGUGAUGAUCAAAUAACUGAUGAUUUAACAAGUAAAAAAUAUAAACAAAGUCGAAUUAUUUUUUCUAUUACUAAAAAUUUAAUUAUUCGAUGUAAUUUGCCGUUAAAUUUUGUCGAAAAUAAUGCAUUUCGUGAUUUUAUGAAAGAAUGCAACUUUAAGUGUGAACCUAUAUCAGCAAAAAAAUUAAAAAAUGAUAUUAUACCUUCCUUUACGAAUAAAGUUCUCAAAACAAUUCAUGAAACUUUAAAUAGUAUUAACCAUGUAACAUUAACUGUUGAUGCAUGGUCCGAUCGACGUUGUCGAUCUUUUUUAGGUAUUACGUGUCACUUCAUUGAUAAUAAGAUGAUGCCACAAGCUUAUUUAAUUGAUUUUUUACGUUUCAAAUCUCCCCAUACCAGUGAAAAUAUCCAACAGUUAACGGAAGAAGUUCUUGAACGAUUUAAUAUUAAACAAAAAGUUUUUAAAAUAAUUACUGAUAAUGCUUCAUCAAUGAUUAAAGCAUAUAAAUUCGGUUUAUAUUAUAAUGAAGAAAAUGGUAUAAGAUCUGAUCAAAUGAAAUCGAUUUCCGAUAUCAGUGCAAUUUUUGAUGAUUUUGAUCGUAAGUAG
This is a messenger RNA of Rotaria sp. Silwood2, 819 nucleotides long. The record is from the annotation of a GenBank genome assembly. NCBI's taxonomy places the organism in Eukaryota, Metazoa, Rotifera, Eurotatoria, Philodinida, Philodinidae.